UAUGUUAAAGACUCGACCAAGAUGCAUUCUGAACUUCCAUAAAUUAUUUGUUACGAGAUCAGGAGACAAAUUCCAUGGGAUGAUUUAAAGAGGCUUGGCAUACCACCUCCCCCUGAAGGAAGAUACAUGUCACGCUUUCAAAUCCCAUCACCACCACGAAGAAAAGGAAGUAGCGUGGACUAUGAAGACUCUCAUAAGCAUGAGAAGCGAAGUGUAUCUGUCCAUCAGCUUGAAAAGUCGGCUAGUCCAGACCGCUCGAUUGGCGGAGAGAAGUCCGUAUACAGGGAAGAAUACCAUUACAAGCAUCACAAAAGAGGAAGACAUUCUCAUCGGCAUGAAACAAAGUUUUCUGGCCUAGAUACGUCAUCUGAAGAAAGAAGCUACAUGGACAAGGAAGAACGUUCUUCUAAGCACAGUAGAAAUUCACGUCGACGUGAUAGGUGGAAUCCUAAUCGGGACGACUCGUAUAGUGACUAGGUCAGUUGCUCUGUGUUGUUUGAGGGUAAAAAUUGGUAUUUAUGUCAUUGCGACGUGGAUAAUGCAAAACCAUGAUAGUUAAUGCAAAACCAUGAUUGAUAGUUAAAGAUU
Molecule: messenger RNA, 588 nt
Organism: Olea europaea var. sylvestris
Lineage: Eukaryota; Viridiplantae; Streptophyta; Magnoliopsida; Lamiales; Oleaceae
Product: U11/U12 small nuclear ribonucleoprotein 35 kDa protein-like
Exons: 2
Coding region: 127-477 (116 amino acids)
Source: RefSeq, a predicted model, not a curated record